Messenger RNA from Racocetra fulgida, 284 nucleotides. The record is from the annotation of a GenBank genome assembly. Lineage: Eukaryota; Fungi; Glomeromycota; Glomeromycetes; Diversisporales; Gigasporaceae.
AAUCUUCUCAGAGUGAUGAAGAAACAAUUCAAAGUUUGAUUAAUCAAUUACCAUAUAAUAGUACACUUAAUGCAAAUGAAUAUAUCAAUAUUGAUAAUCUUGAUAGAGAUGUUGAUCUAACUAAUGAAGAAAUUAUUGAUAUAAUUCAAAAUAAAACAAAUAAAAAAGUUGAAAAAGAACCUGUUACUAUUGAAAAUGCAGUUAUUAGCAUAAAUAAUAUUCUACAAUUUGUAGAACAUCAUUCAGAAUUAGAAAUUAAUACUGAUGAAAAACAACUUCUAUAU